AACACUACAAUGCACACCGCAUGCUUGUGCCAGGGUGCACAUGUAGGAGUCAGAGGAAAACUUAUGGGCAUCUGUUCUGUCCUUCCACAGUGUCAUGGGUGUGGAUCAAACUUGUAUUGUCAGGGUUGUUGGUGACAAGUGCCUUUUAUCUACUGAGCAAUCUCAGGCCUGAGAUUGAAGAAUUUUAUGAAGAAAAAGUAUAAAAGCAUAUAGGGCAAAUUUUGGCAUAUAGGUCAUGUUUUCAAUAAGUUUUACCUUCCAUUGGAAUCUUUGUUUUCCUGAUUUGCUUUAAUCCUAUAGCAAUUGUAAAUUUUGUUCUGGUGUUUUUUUUUUUUAAUGUAAUGAACCAUCAAAAUAGGUUUAAAAUAAAGGAUUGCAUAUAGUAAGUAAACCCAAAUAAAAAUGUUUUAAUAUACACCAAAUACUUGAGCAAAUAUUUAUUUUGCUUCUACUAACUUAAAUAUAUGUAACUCGAGCACUGUGGAAUGAAUUUCUUUAGCUCUUGACACAUUUGGUAUACAAGGAUAACCGUGGACUAGUGCUUCUAUUUAUUCUGAUGCCCCCUGCCCUCUUAGAUCAUAUUGGCCCUGGUAUUUCUCCAGAUAGGUUUCAAUGUCUUGAUCCUUUCCUGGUGUUUUGUUGUGCAGGUCAGUGUGCCAAGCUCAGCACAUUCAUGUGGGUGUGGCAGAUAUUGGAGAGAUGAGUAAAUGACUUUUAAUUUCUAAUCAAAAUAUAACCAUUUGCUUUAUAGUAAAGAAACAGUAGUUAUAUCAAUUUGGUUCAUGAGAAUUUAAAUGAUUUUUAAUAAUUCAUAAGUUUUUUCAUCCAAAGAGUAUUAGAUUACUGCUGACUUUCUUUGUGUGUGUGUGUGUGUGUGUGUGUGUGUGUGUGUGUGUGUGUGUCAUAGUACAGUGUGGUACUUUCUCUACAAGGUUAAAAGGUAUAUGCCAGUUUUGUUUUCCUAGUAGUAUUCAUAUGAAAUAAUUUCUACAAAUGCUGUAAGGAGAAUGCCUCCAGGAGCCCUUAAGUGCCGUUUACAUAUUAUAAGGAUUGGUCAGUUCCAUUGUCUUCUUUUGUCAAUCUUGAUCGGAGCUUGCAGAGUAAGUCUAUAAGCCUGCAUGUGCCUGGCAACUGUUACCUAGUGACAGUUUCAGCUGCAAUAGCCAUUGGCUGUGCUGUUGAUUGGGGCAGGAGGACCGAGUCACCUUUCUGAUGGUGAGUUCUUCUGCAUCAGCUUGGGAUGAGGAGGAGGAGCAGACGCUGGCUCAGGUGGAGGCAGCAAGACUGAGAAACUGUGAAGAAUCUCCGGCAGCAUCCUGAUAACUGCAUCACAGUAAAUCGGACUUCUGAAUCAAGCAGCCCAGCUUCACAGAUGAUAAGAGUGACUGUGAGUGAGAAGCAUUACCUUAUUCCUGUAACAAGAGAACUAUUUUGUGAUAAGUGAAACUCAGCAUGUCCAAGGAGGAAUAUCCUGUGGCUGACAUAAAAAAAGGACUUCCCUGAAUGAUGUGUUGCUGCACGAGAAAAUAACUUUGAGAAGAAUGCUUUCUGUUAAGCUGCUACAUUGUUCCUGAAGGAAAUGUUUUCAUUUCUAAUGCAUGCUCUUUCUUCAAAAGCUAUGACAACAAAGAGUGACAAGAGACCCCCUGAAUUGCUUGUACUUGGGAAAAAGACUUUGGCAAAUGUUAACUCGGUGCCAGAAUGACCUUGGAAGCCUUUUGGAUGGAUUCUGCCCUGCCAGAAUCGUAGUAUGUCAAAGUCCAGGAUUUAAACCCAUCUUGAUGUUUUGAGUUAUUUUAAAACAAGACUAUUUCCCAGCCUACCUGAUGACCCUGCUUUAAUUGAGCUUUUGCUUAAAAUAGAAUACAGAAACAGAAGAGGCAUUUUCUUAGCAUAUGGCUGCUAAUAACUGCAUACAUAAUAAACAAGCUCACCCUCCUCCUCCUCUAUUCCCAAAGCUGAGAUGUGUCACUGGUGAACUAAGGCUGAUGAAGAGACCUGAGCACACUUGGAUGCUCAGCUGUAAUACAGGCACUGGCACUUUCUACUGAAGCAGGUUUUGAGACACUGAUUUGCAGAGUUUAACAGAUGCUGGCACAGACACCUGCUUGCUGGAGCCAAAGCUACAAAUUCCCGUAAUUCCAAGCCAUGAAUGAAUCCAGGUGGACUGAAUGGAGGAUCCUGAACAUGAGCAGUAGCAUUGUGAAUGUAUCCGAGCAUCACUCCUGCCCACUUGGAUUUGGUCACUACAGUGUGGAGGAUGUCUGCAUCUUUGAGACAGUUGUUAUUGUCUUGCUGACAUUUCUAAUCAUCGCUGGGAAUUUAACAGUCAUCUUUGUCUUUCAUUGUGCUCCACUGUUACACCAUUAUACUACCAGCUACUUCAUACAGACAAUGGCAUAUGCUGACCUCUUCGUUGGAGUUACCUGCUUGGUUCCUACUCUGUCCCUUCUCCAUUACUCUACAGGUGUCCACGAAUCAUUGACUUGUCAGGUGUUUGGAUAUAUUAUUUCAGUUUUAAAAAGUGUUUCUAUGGCCUGUCUUGCUUGUAUCAGUGUGGAUCGCUAUCUUGCAAUAACGAAGCCUCUUUCCUACAAUCAACUGGUCACCCCUUGUCGACUGAGAAUUUGCAUUAUUAUGAUUUGGAUUUAUUCCUGCCUAAUUUUUUUGCCUUCCUUUUUUGGCUGGGGCAAACCUGGUUACCACGGUGACAUUUUUGAGUGGUGUGCCACGUCUUGGCUCACCAGUGCCUAUUUUACGUGCUUUAUUGUUUGUUUACUCUAUGCGCCUGCUGCCUUGGUUGUCUGCUUCACUUACUUUCACAUUUUCAAAAUUUGCCGGCAGCACACCAAAGAGAUAAAUGACCGGAGGGCCCGAUUCCCUAGCCAUGAGGUAGAUGCCUCUAGAGAGACAGGACACAGCCCUGAUCGUCGCUAUGCCAUGGUUUUAUUUAGGAUAACCAGUGUAUUUUACAUGCUAUGGCUUCCGUAUAUUAUUUACUUUCUUCUAGAAAGUUCUCGUGUCUUGGACAAUCCAACACUGUCCUUCUUAACCACCUGGCUUGCUAUAAGCAAUAGUUUUUGUAACUGUGUAAUAUACAGCCUCUCCAACAGUGUUUUCCGCCUUGGCCUCCGAAGACUUUCUGAAACAAUGUGCACAUCUUGUGUGUGUGUGAAGGAUCAGGAAGCACGAGAUCCGAAACCCAGGAGACGGGCAAAUUCCUGUUCCAUUUGAAGAGAACUGCACAGUAAAUCAAAUGUAAUGUGACAGUGGUUUUGGAUUGUAUUCUUGAUUUAUUUGGAAAUUUGCCCUAGAGAAAUAUUUAUGUGAAUAGUUGACUAUGAAGUGAAGAAUGAGAUUAAAGGUCUCUUUUAUUUUCUUUCUGUGUAAGAAAAAAAGCAAAAGGAAAGGAUGUAUAGAGAAUAAUCUGAUAAGAGAAUUACAGCUUGUGAAUAUGUGUUCAGUGUUUUAUCCUCAUCACUUAGGGUCGAAGAGGUACUUCAAAUGUACAAAACAUGCGCACUCCGUGGCAUCUCUUUUCUUGUGUCCUCUCUGCCUAUGUCUCUGUCUUUUAUUUAGGCUUAUUCUGUGUUUUACUCUUUGUACUUGUGGCAGUUUAUUAUUUGCUAAACUGCCCUUUAUGAAAAGUGCAAGUAUAUAUAUGAGGCCAAGUAUAACCUUUCCACCAGAGUAUUGAGACAUGCCAAUCUGCAUCAAUUGUGUUGUCUUUAGGGAGGGUAUACAGUAAAUGUUACAUUUUAUUAUUUUUCAUACAAACCCUGUGUUUAUGUUCUUGUCAUCUUCUCCACAGCACAGAUAUUCCACUACAAACAGAAAGGAGCAGUAUUUACAUGUUUCUUAUGUAAAAUGACUUUUGGUUUCUCCUCCCUUUCCCUAUCGCCUGCUAUUGCCUUUUCAAUUUUUCUCCAUCUCAUUCUUGUGGAACACACUCUGGAAGUGUCUUAGCUGAUGAAAAAAUCCUCUAUUUAAGGGAGUCAAGAUGUUAAACAAGGUAUUCUUCCUAACAAAGCAAUCUAGUAGCUGGGAGGUUGUGUUCAAUAUUUUAACGAUUUUUGGAAACAUUUUUUAUCUGCUUUCUUUGAAGCUAGUUCAUGUGCCUAAAGUCCCUUUUGCUAUAGAAAAGCUUUUUUCUUUUCUAUAUAAAGUCCACAGUCGUCCUAAUGCAGACACAGAACAGUCACCAAUAAUGAAGUAGUAUCACUCUUUGGGCUACUCAUAAUGCCCUCUAGAAAAAGUCAAACACUGAAAUUAUGUGUUAGAUCUGCAACAACUAACUGUCCCACCCAUUACUCAUUUGUGUGAUAUGUAUUUUCAUAUUAGAUUUUUUUUACAGAAAACAAAUUAUAUUAUGUGGCCUGUGCCUAAUGUUUUCUUAGCACAAUACAUAUACUGAUGUUGUUUAAGUUGUCAGCAUUGGAUACAUGUGUAUGAACUUAUUUUAAAAGGAAACUACUUUUGUGUAGUUGUUAUAUAGAUAUUUAUAUUAGAGAAAGCUGCAUUCUUAGUGCUGAUGGUGAUGCAGUAUACUCAUAAAAACACUUUAGAGAUGUCAAUAUUUUGUUUUAUAAUGGUCUGUUUUUGAAUGCGGUUUGAAAUUUCUAUCACACUGCUGAGGAUUUUUCUUCUUAGCACUUAAGACUUCUUAUUUGUUUGUUUUUUUUAAAAAAGCAUUUAAUGAAGCGUGCCUAUGACUCUAACUUAGAAGCUAACCAUGUCUGCACACUGGUCUUUUGACUUCAGAAGUCUAUUAAAGAAAGUUAUCACUUUAUUGAGGAUGUUCUGAACCCCUGUAUAUUUUUUAAAUAUGUAGGAAAGGUUUAAAAUAGUAUUCUAUAUAUCAAAACCAGACUUUGUAUCAGUUUACUAAACCACCAGGAACAAGAGUUAUUUGUUGGGGGAUUCGAAUCAAAUUGUUCUAUACUUCCAUAACUGGAGUUUGUGUGGAUUCUUGUUUCCUCUUUGCUAGUGGUAUCUUAGAUGAAUUGAAGUGUACGUUUUUCAACAGUAUUUCUAACUCUUCAAAUAUGCUAAAUAAAUUCUCCAAUUAUAAAAACUA
Cricetulus griseus (Chinese hamster) is the source of this 5077-nucleotide messenger RNA. The record is from RefSeq and is a predicted model, not a curated record. Lineage: Eukaryota; Metazoa; Chordata; Mammalia; Rodentia; Cricetidae.